Messenger RNA from Schistosoma bovis, 675 nucleotides. The record is from the annotation of a GenBank genome assembly. NCBI's taxonomy places the organism in Eukaryota, Metazoa, Platyhelminthes, Trematoda, Strigeidida, Schistosomatidae.
AUGAACCGGAUCUUCGGACAAGCUAAACCGAAGCAGCCCCCUCCAAAUCUGACUGAUGUGAUUUCCAAUGUAGAUAGCCGGGCCGAAUCUGUUGAUAAAAAAAUCGAUAAACUGGAUGAGGAACUUAAAAAAUAUAAACUACAAAUGCAAAAGAUGAGAGACGGUCCUGCUAAAGAGAGCGUCAAAAUGAAGGCUUUAAGAAUUUUAAAGCAAAAGAAGGUGUAUGAAAAUCAAAAGGAACAACUUUCCAACCAAAGUUUUAAUAUGGAACAGACUAAUUUUGCUAUCCAGACCGUGCGUGAUACCAAAGUUACAGUGGAUGCCAUGAAAGUCGGUGCCAAAGAAUUAAAACUGGAGAUGAAAAAAAUUAACCUAAAUAAUGUGGAAGACCUUCAAGACGAUUUAGCUGAUCUACUAGUCUCAACUGAUGAAUUACAAAAUAUUCUCAGUCAGUCCUACGCGACACCCGAUAUAAAUGAAAAUGAUCUGGAACAAGAAUUGAUGGGUUUGUGUGAUGAGCUAGGUUCUGAUACAACGUAUUUAAAUGAAGACUUUAACGCACCUUCUGUUCCAACGGGGAUUCCUGGAGAAAGUUUACCAACUCCAGCCAUGGGUACUAUGCCGUCUGCUAACAAUAUCAAACUGGACGAAUUUGGUUUGCCUCAGAUUUCGUGA